AUGGACGGCGAACCCAUUCAGCAAGAGCCCGCGAGUCUGGCCAUGAAGCGGAGACUACUACAGAGCGGCCUGCGCUCUCGAUGCGAGCGAAGGUCUUGCAUCCCGGUGGACCACGGCAUACUGACGUCGGUCGCCGGGGUCAAGGCCAACAAUGGCAAUCGCCAGAAGGAACUGCGGGCGGACAUGCACGCCAUCGGUGAUAGGUUAACCGUCAGUUGGACCAAAACCGCUGUGGCUCGCCUCAAGCAGGAGUCGGUUCGACCGACAAACAGCCCGAGGGGGACACUCUGGAAGGCGUACCAGCUGCGGAAUAUGGACGGCAAACCCAUUCAGCAAAAGCCCGCGAGUCUGGCCAUGAAGCGGAGACUACUACAGAGCGGCCUGCGCUCUCGAUGCGAGCGAAGGUCUUGCAUCCCGGUGGACCACGGCAUACUGAUGUCGGUCGCCGGGGUCGAGGCCAACAACGGCAAUCGCCAGAAGGAACUGCGGGCGGACAUGCACGCCAUCGGUGAUAGGUUAACCGUCAGUUGGACCAAAACCGCUGUGGCUCGCCUCAAGCAGGAGUCGGUUCGACCGACAAACAGCCCGAGGGGGACACUCUGGAAGGCAUAUCAGCAGCUGCGGAAUAUGGACGGCGAACCCAUUCAGCAAGAGCCCACGAGAGCGAAUUGGAAGGGUUUUGCUUGGUCAUGA
Ectocarpus siliculosus is the source of this 693-nucleotide messenger RNA. The record is from the annotation of a GenBank genome assembly. NCBI's taxonomy places the organism in Eukaryota, Phaeophyceae, Ectocarpales, Ectocarpaceae.